AUGAUCAUGGCAUCGGCCGACGAGUUUUCGACUCUGGAACUCAUACGACGCUACCUUCUGGACGACUGCUUCGCCUCCACGGUAUCGUUUUCCGGCAGCCCGAUCGAGUCCCCUUCAUCCUUGUCCGACUCGUCUUCGGGCCUCAAGCAACCCGUGCCGAACUUCACGGGCCGGGCCCUGUCCCAGGACGAGCAGCCAGACGAAAUCGAGACGAAACCCCACAUCGCGGGCCCAACUCAUUUUCAGCACGGGCUGGGCCCGGAUGGCGGGCCCAGGUUUGGACCGUGCCGUAUGCCAGCCAGGCGAUUCCGGGGGGUGCGGAGGAGGCCGUGGGGCAAAUACGCGGCAGAGAUCCGCGACCCGGCCCGGAAGGGCUGCCGGGUCUGGCUGGGGACUUACGACACGGAUUUGGAUGCCGCGAGGGCGUACGAUUGUGCCGCCUUUAAGAUGAGGGGAAGGAAGGCCAUUCUUAACUUUCCGAUGGAUGCCGGGAAAAUAACCGGGCCGCCGGCCGGCUCCGGGAGGAAAAGGAAGAGAGCGAAAGUGUCGGGAGAUUGUGUCGGUUAUGGGGAAGUUGGGUGGGGGAUAGAAGCUGCCGACGAUCAAGUCAGAUCGUUUAUCGCUAGUAAUUAA
Molecule: messenger RNA, 633 nt
Organism: Striga hermonthica
Lineage: Eukaryota; Viridiplantae; Streptophyta; Magnoliopsida; Lamiales; Orobanchaceae
Source: the annotation of a GenBank genome assembly